This is a messenger RNA of Seriola dumerili (greater amberjack), 2794 nucleotides long. RefSeq names its product MAP kinase interacting serine/threonine kinase 2 (gene mknk2b). Gene Ontology annotation, cellular component: nucleus; cytoplasm. The transcript is spliced from 14 exons. Lineage: Eukaryota; Metazoa; Chordata; Actinopteri; Carangiformes; Carangidae. Gene Ontology annotation, molecular function: calcium/calmodulin-dependent protein kinase activity; ATP binding; calmodulin binding. Gene Ontology annotation, biological process: intracellular signal transduction; protein autophosphorylation; peptidyl-serine phosphorylation. The record is from RefSeq and is a predicted model, not a curated record. Bases 262 to 1689 code for a protein of 475 amino acids.
UCAGGCGUUUCCCCCCCUCGACCGUCCUCUGCGGCUGUUGUAGCAGUGGGUCAAACAACGACGCUAACACUGGAGCUGUAAAAUUACCAACGGGGGCUCCCGUUUAAAGCGCCGCAGCAAGCUGACCAGCCAGCGCAGUGUGAUCACUUGCGACUCUCUCUGAAACGACUUUCUGUUUCGGAGAAGUGCAAAUUGAUAUCCCAAAACCACUGCCGCCGCACAUCCACCAAAAAGAAAAAACCCACCCCAAAUCGAAGCAAAAUGGUGCAAAAUAAGAUCACCGAAGUCACUGGAUUCCACCGCUCUUUCAAGGGCCAAAAUCCUUUUGAAUCAGAGGACUUCACUAAAAAUGGAUCCCAUCUUAUUGAUUCAUCAUUUAAUUUUGAUUCCUCCUCAAGACAUGACAUGCCUUCCAGCCAGCCUAUUGACAUCCCCGAUGCCAAGAAGAGAAAUAAGAAGAAAAAGCGUUGCCGGGCAACUGACAGUUUCUCUGGAAGAUUCGAGGAUGUGUAUAGACUGCAAGAAGAGGUACUAGGAGAGGGCGCUUAUGCCAGAGUGCAAACAUGUAUCAAUCUCAUCACCAACAAAGAGUAUGCUGUCAAGAUCAUUGAGAAAAGACCAGGCCACAGCCGCAGCCGUGUCUUCCGUGAGGUUGAAAUGCUCUACCAGUGCCAGGGCCAUAGGAACAUCCUAGAGCUGGUGGAGUUCUUUGAGGAGGAAGACAAAUUCUACCUGGUGUUUGAAAAGCUCAGAGGAGGGUCGGUCUUGGCACACAUUCACAAGAGGCAGCACUUCAGUGAGCAGGAAGCCAGUGUUGUCGUGCAGGACAUCGCCAGCGCUCUAGAUUUCUUGCAUAACAAGGGAAUGGCACAUAGAGACCUGAAACCUGAAAACAUUCUCUGUGAGAGUGCAGACAAGAUUUCCCCGGUCAAGAUCUGUGAUUUUGACUUGGGCAGUGGGAUCAAGCUGAACAGUGACAGCUCACCCAUCUCCACCCCUGAGCUCCUCACUCCUUGUGGUUCAGCAGAGUACAUGGCACCUGAGGUGGUUGAGGCCUUCAGUGAGGAGGCUACAAUUUAUGACAAGCGCUGUGACCUGUGGAGCCUUGGAGUCAUCCUCUACAUCAUGCUGAGUGGCUACCCACCAUUUGUAGGCCGCUGUGGUGGUGACUGUGGCUGGGAAUUAGGGGAGCCCUGCCACACCUGCCAGAACACUUUAUUUGAGAGUAUCCAGGAAGGAAAAUACGAGUUUCCAGAGAAAGACUGGGCUCACAUCUCCUCAAGUGCCAAAGACCUAAUAUCCAAACUUCUGGUUCGGGAUGCCAAAAACCGCCUGAGUGCCAGCCAGGUGCUGCAGCACCCCUGGGUGCAGGGGGGUGCGUCUGACACUUUGCCAACAUCUAUCUUGCAUCAAAGAACCAGCAAUGCCAGGGAUCUGACAUUCUUUGCUGACAAAGCCAUGGCUGUGAAUCGGCAGCUGGCUGAACAGGAUGGCAUGGAAGAUCAGCAGCAGCAAGAAGCCCCGUUUGUUGUUACUGCUACUGGCUCUUCUAUGCGCCUCUCUCCUCCUUCCAACUCCAAGCUGGCCAGGCGCAGGCAGCGAAGCAGCCAGCCCAAGGGAGGGCCUGUCUCUGCUGCAGAGCUCCGUCAGCUCUUGGCCCCUCUGGUUAUUGUGGGAGACUGUGCCUGAAGUUGGUCAGCCCUGACCUCCAACCUUCCGUUAAGAUUCAAGUCCAGAUCUAAGACUCCCCUGAGACUCUCCCUCCCCAGUUCUGGCCCCUCUCUUUGACUCUAGCUGGCCUUGGUUCCUCUGCCAUUCAGGCUUUAUUGCCUCUCUGUAAAGGGAGAUGCUGCUUGCAGCCCUUCCUCUAAAUGCCUUCUGCCCUUCUGCAGCACUUCUGAAGCACAUUAGCCCAGGGCCUGCAUAUAGCAAACACACAAAUAUGUGCUCGUCCAGGUUGGGGAGGAGGGCCAGUUAAUGAUUUGGGAGAGAGAGAAGUAUUUUUGUUAUGUUCUUUUUUCAUAUAACUCAGUUCAGAAGAAAUCAGAACACUUAUCUUCGAAACUAAGCUCAGACACCAAAGGACAACCUGUUGUGCUGCUCCCAUGUUACAACUGGAUCCACUGUGAAUUAAGUUAUCUGGAAUGUUCUCUUUGCCUGUAUGUGUAUGCAUGAAUGGUCCAUCUGCAGAUACGUACAAGCUUAUGCAAUAUGCCAAGAUGAAGGCUGUUCCUGUCUCGAAGGGAUUCAGUAUAAGGGGCUGGAAGGGCUGUAAGCCAAUGCUGUCCGUGCCUGGUGCGGUCCAUUGUGUGGCUGGGGACUCAUCAAAGAUUUUUUUUUUCCUUCAUUUAAGACAAAUUCCUCACAACUGAGCCUCCUCUGUAAAUGUCUGAGAUGAAACACACUCAUCCAGCCUGGUGGCCAUGCACUUAAUGCUCUGAAAGCAAAGAAUGUUUGUCUGUACCCAGCCAGCCAUGACUUACUGUUGCACCAAUUCAUACAGUUUGUUAUAUAUAUAUAUAGUGUUUAUGACACCAUCAGGCAAGUCUAAUGGUAUUAAAUUAAACUAUGAUGCAUGCCUGCCCCAAAAUAAGACUUCUGAGCUUGCUCUGAAGUAUACCUGGUAUGUUGGUAGAGGCUGACUAUACAGUAUGUUAACUGGCAAGUGAAACUGGGUCAUUGUUACUUUCACUGUAGAGAAAUCAAGACAUGUCCCCUUGCCACAACCAGAACUUGUGUUUUUUUUUUUUUUUUUUUUUUUUUUUUUCCUUUUUCAUAUUUUUUUUUUUUGUUU